Molecule: messenger RNA, 909 nt
Organism: Durusdinium trenchii
Lineage: Eukaryota; Dinophyceae; Suessiales; Symbiodiniaceae
Source: the annotation of a GenBank genome assembly
AUGUGCGAAAUAACUGCACGCGUAGCAGUUGCCUUGAAGUGCGCUGUGGAAGAGUCUGCGCAGACCAGGGAAGCAGUUGCGCUCCUCAAUGAUCAGGUCCGAAUGGCAGAAGCUGCUUUGAAAUCAUCCCCCGCACUGGAAGCUGAUGAAGAUUUGCAGCGCUGCCUGCAGAAAGUAACCAAACUUGGACGCUCUGCACUGUUUGGUGAAGUCAAAGGCACCUCGACAGCAAGUGUUUUUGGCCGGCUUUGGAACGACAGCUUAGACCGACAGAAGCGCAGAUUCUUGCAGAAAGAGCGCCGGGAAAAGAUUCAGUCGGCGCUGCAAUCUGCCCCCGUUUAUGUCCUGGACGAGAAUCCAGCAGAAAGAGUAGGCCGACCAUGCAGCGCCUCCCGAACUCAGCAAACGGAGGAGACUGAGGCGAUCGAAGUUUCUGCAAAGCCUUCACUGUCUUCCGCGCCUGCGCCACUUGAUCCAUCAAACGCAUCAACGUCGCCAAGUGCUGAGGAUGCACAUCGUCGGCCUUCGAAGACACUGCUUCCAUCGGACUUGUCUUUGCGACACGUAAGCCGACGAAGAGCUUCUGCUCCAGAGGUGAUCACUCGCUCAUGGUGCUUGUCUGACCGGCCUUCAAAUCAGAGUGCUACAGCUUCCAAUUUGUCACCCCCUUCCCCCACAGCUUCUUUGAUCAUUCGACAAUUUUCACCGUCUCCAUCACGCCUCUCUGAUCCACAAGUUGACCUUGCGACUGAGCCGCAAGAUGCCCAUGGUUCAGCAGCGGUGCCGCAUGCGCCUUUGCAGCCAAAGGCUUUGCCGCGGUCCCCAAGGCCGCUCAAAGCAAGACCGGCAUUGGAGGAUUCUCCUGAUGAAAACGAUCCCCUGGCGCAAGCACGGAUGCGGCCACGGGCA